Messenger RNA from Prunus mume (Japanese apricot), 683 nucleotides. Lineage: Eukaryota; Viridiplantae; Streptophyta; Magnoliopsida; Rosales; Rosaceae. The record is from RefSeq and is a predicted model, not a curated record.
ACUCGUUCGCUUGACAAACAGAGACUGGAGGGAACUGGCGGGAACCCGCAAAGUAAAAAAGAAAGCACCGUACUCAGUCCUAAUUAAUUGCACCAAAAAGCAUUUGGUUCUCGGUAGUGACCAGUGAGAGCGAGCGAGAGAGAUCGAAAGCUAUGGAAGGCCACGACGACGACUUUUCAAUGGAGGACGCAGUCGUUGAGCCCAUGCCUAGGAGAACCAUAGGCAGAGGAGAAAGAGGACGUCUCAGAUCACAAUCCAAAACCCUAGACCACCCAAACAAUCCAUUUUUCCUCGAUGCGAAUGAGCCCCCUUCUCAAGGCUACGCUCCUCAACGUUCUAUUGAAGGAUGGAUUGUAUUGAUCACUGGAAUACAUGAAGAGGCACAGGAAGAUCAUAUUUUGAAUGUAUUUGGUGACUAUGGGGAAAUCAAGAAUUUGCAUAUGAAUCUUGACCGUCGCACUGGAUUUGCUAAGGGUAAUGCGCUGAUUGAAUAUGAGACAUUUGAGGAAGCUGAUGCAGCAAUAUCAGCAAUGAAUGGAGCUAAACUUUUUGGUCGGACCAUCCUUGUUAACUCGGCUUUCAUGACUGGUCCCUUUGGAAGUAAUUCAAGAAGGAUGCAAUUGUUUAAGCAGCCGGAUUUAGCUAUUCUUAUAAUAAUUGAUAGCUCCUUCCCUCUUCUGUGA